Molecule: messenger RNA, 3208 nt
Organism: Anguilla rostrata (American eel)
Lineage: Eukaryota; Metazoa; Chordata; Actinopteri; Anguilliformes; Anguillidae
Gene: fndc4a
Product: fibronectin type III domain containing 4a
Exons: 7
Coding region: 1905-2570 (221 amino acids)
Cellular component (GO): plasma membrane; extracellular region
Molecular function (GO): protein binding
Source: RefSeq, a predicted model, not a curated record
CUACAUGCAUCAGGAAAGCUGAUUCAUUAAUGUCACAAGUGCGCAUUUUAAGAACGUUCUACGCAUAAUGAAUGAGUUGUCUUUAUUGCUCCUUCCUGUUGAAAAUAUGCCUUCUUUUUCGUUCUGAAAACGAGCCGUGCACUUUCCUCAACUCAUUGGCACGUCAUUGCCUUUCCAUUCGACCAGCUGCCGAUGCAAACGCAUUCAUCAGUAACACGUGCAUUGGAAACGCAUAUGUCCAAACCCUGCUUAAGGGUACCUUCUUUUUGAUCAAUCAGACUUCUAGAUGACAACUGCAUCUCCUGCGCAAGAAAUGUAAUUAAACGAGGAAAUCAAUAGACGCAUCUAAGAGUAGCCAACCAAUGAAAUUCUUCGUUUAAAUUAGCAUUUUACAUCUGUGACGACGCGGCCAUUAACUUGCAAGUGGUCAACAGUCUGUCCACCACCCAGGAAGCAUCGGGCAGAAUGUAUGUGAUGGAGGGAACGCGCUCACCGAAGGAAUUCUGAAAGCUCACCUGUAACCACCGCUUUAUCGCCGACCACAAUAAAACGGAAUAAAUGCUCAAUCUGGAGCGAUGAUUUAGAUCCUCCAGAAAAGCCUUAGCAACGCCGUACAUUGAGUAUUUCAACGCGAGGCGCGCGGAUGCCAGUGAGGCAGGUUUCCGCGAGCAGACACCUGUGUGUGUUUUUCCUGCGGAGGAUUGCUGUUCUGUCAGGCUGUUUUAUCAGCCUUGUCAGAGAGGGUUUUUUCUUAACCAAAAAGCAGCUGCAGUCUACUACUCUACAAGGGAAGCCACGGAGCAGCGGCGGAGGAGCAGUCUCAGACACGUUAUUCAUCUGCUGAUAGCCGGAAAGUGUGGACGAUUUACCUUAAUGAAAAGCGUGUGCCCAGCAGAGAUAGUGCCAAAAGCUAAGUGCUGAAAACGUAGGGGUUCUUGGCCUUGGAGGAACCUUGGAAGACUGACAGCGGCCGUGCGGAAUGUUACAUUAACGGGAAUGAAUAAACAAUUACGUGACUGGUCGGGAGCGCACAGAUGCUCAACCUCCAUACAGCGCUGGCCGCGGUUCUGAAGCUCCAGUAUGUUUAUCAUUGGGAUCGUAUCUUCAGACCAUAUUAACACGUGUGGCAGUGAAGAUAACGUAUAGAGAUCUUAUAGAUCCAACGUGAAGAUGCCUAAAAUGCUUGAUCUGAAGUAUCGCUUAAAAUCUUAAAAGAGAACAGGGUAUCAUAUUCAGUUUAAUUGGAAACACUCACAGUGGGAUAGUGGAAAGGCUAUAAUGACUCUGGAUAAUAUAGAGACCAUAUGGACUGAAAUAUGACCAGGAUAUAGUUUUAAAGGGGUUGAAUAACGAACGGAAAGGAAGCCACAUUUCUAAGGACAAAGAUUCUUCUGCCAUGAUGCUGGCGGCGCGUGUUGAUACACAUUCGUGAAUACGGUUCCCUUUUUAGAAUACAGGAAUUUCAUUUAUGAGUAGUUUUCAUAGGACAAAAAUGAAGCAAAAUAUGUAACCUAUGCUUCAAAGUGCUGAUAGCAGCAGCUUUUAAAUCUCUGGCAACGUUACGUCCAACGCGAGCGCUAUUUUAAAAACUGCCAUAAUGUGGUGAACAACGAAGUUCAUUACAAGUGGACCCUUGAAGUACACUGGACUGUUGAUAUUUUAUUUUAAUCGCCGAAGAAAAUCAUUUCAAGAAGAUGACUCGCUCCAUCAUUUUUGUGAACUCCGUCGUACUGUUGCUCUUUGGAAGUGACCUUUUUUUGGUGCGAGCCAAAGCGGAACAGAUCGUGGGUGUGGCUGGAAGUGGGAGGGUGCUGUGGUGCUGCAGUGAGCUGAUCUCUGCCCAUGCUUGCAUGUCAUGUGCGUGCACUUAAAAGCAUCUGCAAUCAAGAUGCAUCAGACAUUUUAUGCUGUCUGAAGGGGCCUUGUCUUUGGAAGGAGCAGCAUCAACCAGUUCUGAAGCUCAGAGUUUCACUGUCACAUGCAAAGAUCGCCCCCCUGCGCCUGUCAACGUCUCCGUCACACACCUGCGGGCCGACUCAGCCACUGUGUCCUGGGACGUCCCAGAGGGAGAUGUGAUCAUUGGCUUCUCCAUCUCUCAGCAGAGACAGGACGGCCACAUGCAGAGACUGAUCCGGGAGGUGAACACCACGAGCCGGGCCUGUGUGCUGUGGGACCUGGAGGAGGAGACGGAUUACAUCAUCCAGGUGCAGUCCAUCGGUCUGUACGGGGAGAGCCAGGCCAGCAGGAAGGUGCACUUCCGCACCCUGAAGAAAUCCGACCGCUUCCAGUCCAACAGCUCCAACCAAGAUGACCCGACGGUGCAGGGCUUGGAUAAGUCCCGACAGCUGCAGACGGGAGAGAUGAUCAUCAUCGUGGUGGUACUCGUCAUGUGGGCAGCUGUCAUCGCCUUGUUUUGCCGGCAGUAUGACAUCAUAAAGGACAAUGACUCCAGCAACAGUAAGGAGAAGGCCAAGCCAUCGUCAGAGCGCAGUACCCCAGUACACCACAGUGGGGGGCUGCUGAGGAGCAAGUUCCAGUCUGUGCCCUCAAUCAACAUCAUCGAUGUCUGAGUCGGAACCCCACUUUCCCUCAGUCGGAACCCCACUUUCCUUCAGUCGGAACCCCACUUUCCCACAGUCGGAAACCCACUUUUCCUCAGUCGGAACCCCACUUUUCAAUAAUCGGAACUUCAGCCGGAACUUCACUUCUGUUCUCACCCACAUUUCUCAGCACUGUAAGCAUUUUUAAAAUUCUGUGCAUGCAUCUUUUUAUCCAGGAGCUGUAAAAUGGUCUACUCCUCUGCCAUGGCGAAUCGAGGCCGACUGAAAUGAUUGUCAAUGAUUCAUGCAACUGCGUUCUAAAGCAAUGUAAAGCUCAACACAUUAGUUAAAGAGUUGCAUGUUGGUCAUUAAUCUGUGCAGCAAUUGGUGUAGUUUGUAAUAAAACACCAUUCUUAUGUACUAAACGAAUGCAAGAAUGAUAAUAGAAGUAAUAAACUAAUAUUAUAGAUGUAAAAUGUAUGCCGACCUACAAUAAUUGCAUAAUAGAUUGCUGACUAAUUACUUACCUGAUAGUCUUUUCUUACACAGACGUACAGCAGUGUCUUUUAAUUAGUUUUGUUGUGUUCAGACUGGCCAGUUAUAAAUGUACUACACAGAGUUAAAAGUGCAAUAUGCCCCAUGUAUGAAUAAAGUGCCUCUAUGCACCA